AUGCAUUGUACAAGAAAGCACCUUCUCUUUGAUAAAAGCUACUUUAUCUCGUUUAACUAAGAUAGUAUGAAUAUUGGUGAAGUAAAAUCACAUUUAUUAACUCAGUCUACCUAACAUACGAAAUAUUCAAUUCCCUUAACACUUUAAACAGAAAUUGAUUGGAAGGUCUCCUCAGAAAAUUUAUUGUUGGAGGCAUUUAGUAUAAUUUGGAAAAAUGAGUAGAGAUAUUUUUAUGCAGACCCUAAUGUUCUACUCAGAGUCAAAAAUUAUCUAGGUGGAAGAGUAAGUUUUAAAAGAAUAGAUAUUUUCUACAAAUAAAUCGGGAAAAUAGAGAAUAGAAGCUCAACCUCGAUAUACACCAUAUAAGGAUUUGAUGACGAUAAAGUUUAUGCUUGUAAGGAAGUGAAGAAAUCAAAACAACACUCAAAUAAAUUAUUUCAAAAUGAAGUUGAAACUUUGAAGUAACUAAACCAUCAAAACAUAGUAAAGUUGGUAGAAGUGUUCGAAAGUGAAAACUCCUAUUUAAUCGUCUUGGAAUUAUUGAAGGGAGGGUCUCUUUCUCAGUGUCUGAAAUACUGCAGGUUGACCCUCAAUGAAGUAGAAAUAAUAUUAAAAUAAAUUCUAGAAACUCUUUGUUACCUCCAUGAGAAAGGCUUCGUCCACAGAGAUCUUAAGCCGGACAACAUACUUUUUCGCGAAUUGGGAUAAUUCUCCAAUUUAAAACUAAUCGACUUUGGAAUUUCCUGUAAGAUUCCAGAUUUGGAGAAAGAUUCUGAAAUGAGUUUUGGAACACCUGGCUAUAUAGCGCCGGAAAUUUUAAAUAAUACAAAUAAAAAAAGAUUAUCAUAAAAAAUAGACAUCUUUAGUUGUGGAGCCAUACUAUAUUAUAUGUUAACAGGAUCAAGAUUGAUCUCCGGUGUUAGCGCAUAGGAAAUCUACUAAAACAACAAGAAAUAUACCCUCAACAAUCAAAUACUUCAAAAAGUCAAAGCUGAAAAUUAUAGAGAACUAUUAUCAAAGAUGAUUAAUGAGGAUCCUGAUUAAAGAAUAGAUGCAAGACAAGCUUUAAAUUACUUCUAAUUGAUGACCGUCCAAACAAAGGGUUCCUUAUCUACUUCAUUGCAUUGUGCCCAAGAUCCAAUUCAAAAAUUACCAAACUUUAGAAAGUUGAUAACGAAAAGUUGA
Molecule: messenger RNA, 1185 nt
Organism: Paramecium tetraurelia
Lineage: Eukaryota; Ciliophora; Oligohymenophorea; Peniculida; Parameciidae
Exons: 5
Biological process (GO): protein phosphorylation; mitotic DNA damage checkpoint signaling
Cellular component (GO): cytoplasm; nucleus
Molecular function (GO): protein serine/threonine kinase activity; ATP binding
Source: RefSeq, a predicted model, not a curated record